Messenger RNA from Cotesia glomerata, 1310 nucleotides. RefSeq lists its product as uncharacterized. The transcript has 6 exons. Gene Ontology annotation, molecular function: protein binding. The coding region runs from base 123 to 1166 and encodes 347 amino acids. NCBI's taxonomy places the organism in Eukaryota, Metazoa, Arthropoda, Insecta, Hymenoptera, Braconidae. The record is from RefSeq and is a predicted model, not a curated record. Gene Ontology annotation, biological process: cytokine production; positive regulation of transcription by RNA polymerase II.
AUAAUAAUAAUAACCUAUUUUUUUCAAUGCACAAUAAUAUAUUUAAGCUUUGUAAAUAUUAUACAUUUUAACAACAGUACUUUUGUAUGUACUAUAAAUCUUUCUGUGAAAAAUUUUAAAAAAUGUCUUCAUCAGACAGUUCAGAAGAAGACGUAUAUGAAAACUCUGCUGCUCGUUACUUAGCUUUGAAGGCUAAGAGCAAAAAAAAUUUUUGCGAUACUGAUGACAGUUUGCUGGAUGAUUCUAUCGACAUAGACUCACCGAAAAAAAUUGAAGACCCAAAGAAAAAAAAAUCGAAAAGUGCAGAAGAAAAAGAGCCGAGUCCUGAGAAACCAAGUUCUCCAGCUCCAGUUCAAGAUACCAUUGUUGUCGAUGACAUUCCAUCAAAACCAAACAGUCCAUCACCAUUGAUUGAUCCGAUAGUCAUUAUCGAUGACACCCCAGCUCCUAGAUCAAUGCGCCGAGCAGCAAAACGUUCUGGGCCAGUUACAAGAUCAAGAGCCAGAAAUAGUUUUGAAACAGAGCUGCCGAUUCAACCAGACUUGCCUACUAUUGUAUUAGAUCCGGAUGAUUCGUGUCCGUCGAUUAAUGACAGUGUUGUAAGCCCAUGUUCUGUCCGAAAAAAUAAUUAUUAUGAUGAUAUAUUAUUCAGUGAUGUUCAGGAUGAUGAAUCAUCUAUUGAAGUAAAAAUCCGAUGGACAUCUCGGGAUGUUAAGCGAUUUCACCUUGGAAAAGAUGAAAAUUUUUCCAAAAUUUUUGAAUAUUUUGCUAAUUUCGCCAAAGUAUCAGAGAGCCAAAUAUUGAUAACUCGUGGGGAUGAUAUCAUUAUGCCUUCAGAUACUCCAUCGUCAAUUAAUUUAAAAAUAAUCAAUAUUCUUGAAGGUGGGAUCAUAGACAAAAACAUGGUGGAUAACGUAGUUAGCGAGAAGGUAACGGAGCCGGUCUGUAAAAUAAAAAUCCAAACUGGAGCGAAAAAAGGUCUUUCAUUCGACCUGAAACCCACCGAGCCUUUCCAAAAAUUGUUCGAGUACUGCGCGGAGCAAAAUAACGUCAGCGUCUCCAAAGUAAAAUGUUUCUUCGACGGCGAUGUAAUUGAGCCGACCGACACUCCAGAGGCCUUGGACAUGGAAGAUCAAGCUUGUAUUGACCUCAAAAUAAUUACAUAAUUUCUGUAUUUAUUUAUUUAUUGUUCAAUUUGCAUUCUACAAUAUUUUAAAACACAAAAUCACAAAUUUUCCCCACCACUGCUGAGUUUUAUACAAUUAUUUAUAUUUUUUAACUGAGUAAUAAAUUUGAAUUUAAAUAAAAUA